Molecule: messenger RNA, 1616 nt
Organism: Ceraceosorus guamensis
Lineage: Eukaryota; Fungi; Basidiomycota; Exobasidiomycetes; Ceraceosorales; Ceraceosoraceae
Exons: 9
Coding region: 148-1284 (378 amino acids)
Source: RefSeq, a predicted model, not a curated record
CUUGCCGCAAUCUUGCGACGAUGGUCGCUUGCGUCUGGAUUCGUGACUGACAACAAGACGUUCUCGUGCACGCAGAGCUCCAUAACCACCGUCCCCAAUACUCACAGAGUGCUUGUGAUACCUUUUCCUCAUAGCGACCGAUUCGCCAUGGCUUUGCAAGAGAAGCUCGUGCCUUCUGCCAAACAGGUAUCACCAUUCACGGUGCGCUCAACGCCAGUCUUCGACCCAAAGGUGCAUCUCGCGUACGAGCCACCUUCUCAGCGCUUGAGUAUGGGCGACCUAGGCCUCGACAAGGCGCACAAUGGACCAUCGUCUGCAAUCGCCGUCACUGCGCCCUUUCCCUUGGCGUCUAGGGAGGGUGUGAUUGCACUUAGACAAGCCAUCUUGGACCCGGCGGUCCUGUCGCACUGCCUAGUCUAUUCGCACAUGACAGGACCGCACGCCCAGCUACGUGGCAUGGCACCCCAUGCGGCAGAAUUUGUCGCCGAAUUUUGGCAACACCCCGAGACGCUCAAAGCCAUCUCCGAGGCUGCCGGCGAGGAACUGGUACCGUACAUGGACAUAGAGCUUGGACAUACCAACAUCCAAGUACCGAAGGGAAUGUCGCGAGUCGAUUACAUGCGAGGACUUGACGCAGACCCAUUUGCGCCGCCGUCAGUGUCACUGCUCAGCGACGAAGCAGGCUCAAAGACCGUCAACAGUGGAGAUCAGACAGCGCCUCUGGUCGUUGACUACCACAAAGAUGCCUAUCCCUGGGUGGCCGUGCUCAUGCUCAGCGAUGUAAGCAACAUGACCGGUGGAGAGACGGCUCUGCGUAAAGGAGACGGCUCGCUGUUCAAAGCUCGAGCUCCCUCUCUGGGCUCCAUUGUUGUGAUGCGAGGUGGUAGUAUCACUCACUGUGCGCUGCCAUGUGAGGGAGCAAGCGAGCGCAUCACAAUGGUGACCAGCUUCCGACCACGUCACUCAACGCAAGACUUUUCCAAUCUGCACAACAUCAUUGACUGCAGUAACUUGAACGAGCUGUAUGAGCAGUGGACCGAAGCCCGCCUGGAUAUCCUUGGCAACAAAUUAAAGGCGUACAAGCAGGUCCUGGCCAACCGACGCAGGCGUCUUGAAGCGAGAGAUGGUGUGCUUGGUGGACUGAGAGAGCCCACCGUCGACCUCGAGGAGCUUAACCGACUGGCGGAUGAGAUUAACGAGCAUAUGAGCAGGACUCUUAGCGAGAUGGCGCCUUAUACAUCUUCGCGCAACGUGUGGACUCCCAAACCGCGCAUCAACCUGUAAAGCUUUAGCGACGUCAUCCGACGUGCCCCCCUCACACUCAGCUACGCGGUACGUGAACCGACUGACCGAGCGAGACGCGGCGCAGCGCGGCGCGGCGCGGCACCGGUGAUGCCCAUUUGCGAGUCUUAGAUCGUACCGAUAGGUCAACUCAGGCAAACAGGUGCGACGUCCCCUUGUGCUUGAUGAGAUAUCCAUACAUCCUUAGAUGCCUGCUUGUGUCCCUUCAUGUCCCUCUCGAGCCCGAUUCCAUCUUCUUCCAUCUUCUUGCACGUGUACUUGAGCCUAGACUUUCUCGUAAUGACUUGCAAUGAUCAUCUUUUCUGCUGUCGUCC